Benincasa hispida (wax gourd) is the source of this 393-nucleotide messenger RNA. NCBI's taxonomy places the organism in Eukaryota, Viridiplantae, Streptophyta, Magnoliopsida, Cucurbitales, Cucurbitaceae. The record is from RefSeq and is a predicted model, not a curated record.
AUGCCCAUUGGCAUGUCGUCCCAUGCAUUAGUAUUUGGAAAGGCAUGCCACCUCCCAUUAGAACUUGAGCACAAGGCUAUAUGCGCCCUGAAGAAGUUAAAUUUAGACCUGAGAAAAGCCGGAGAUGCCAAAAAGCUUCAACUAAACGAGUUAACUAAAUGGCACUUGACCACAUACGAAAAUGCCAAGCUGUACAAAGAGCGGGCCAAACAACGGCAUGACAGCAAGAUCAGAAAGUCUCACUUACACGAAGUUUUCCCCUACGGGGUUAUAGAGUUGAUGAAUGAGGAUGACAACAACGUGUUCAGAGUCAAUGGUCAAUGCCUGAAGCCUUACCAUGGAGGCUUGAUCGAUUGCAUUAAGGAGACCAUUGACUUAGAUGGGCAAGCCUGA